AUGGCUCCUCCUCCGCCCGGCCCAGAUGGUGAAACCCAAAAACAAGUCAAAGCGGAGUCUACGGAAAUGGCUUCCCAACGCAGACCCAUCUCCAAUAUCCUUUUCAUCAUCGCUAUGCAGACUGAAGCUCUCCCAUUGGUAGACAAAUUCCAGCUGAUUGAAGCCCCCAGUUCUGAUUCUGUGUUUCCAGAAGGGGUCCCUUGGGUGCGCUACAGUGGCAAGUAUAAAGAUUUAACUAUAAGUAUUGUCAGUCCCGGAAAAGAUGCAGCUCUGGGGGUUGACAGCGUUGGCACUGUUUCUGCUGCACUUGUCACUUAUGCCUCCAUUCAAGCUUUGAAACCUGACCUUAUCAUAAAUGCCGGCACAUCAGGUGGAUUUAAGGCAAAAGGUGCUUGCAUAGGUGAUGUGUUUGUCGCAUCAGAUGUAGCUUUCCAUGAUCGAAGAAUACCAAUUCCUGUAUUUGAUCUUUAUGGAGUUGGCUUGAAGCAGGCUUGCAACACUCCAAACCUUUUGAAGGAACUCAAUCUCAAAGUUGGCAAGUUGUCUACCGGUGAUUCACUGGAUAUGUCUCCUCAUGAUGAAGCAGCAAUCAUUGCAAAUGAUGCAACAGUUAAAGACAUGGAGGGAGCAGCUGUUGCUUAUGUAGCCGAUCUUUUAAAAGUCCCUGUAAUUUUUGUGAAAGCUGUGACUGAUAUUGUUGAUGGAGACAAACCAACAGCUGAAGAGUUUUUGCAAAAUCUGGCAGCAGUAACUGCAGCACUUGAUCUAGCAGUCACUCAGAUUGUUGAUUACAUAAAUGGGAAGAGCGUUUCAGAACUGUGA
This is a messenger RNA of Oldenlandia corymbosa var. corymbosa, 822 nucleotides long. The record is from the annotation of a GenBank genome assembly. NCBI's taxonomy places the organism in Eukaryota, Viridiplantae, Streptophyta, Magnoliopsida, Gentianales, Rubiaceae.